Messenger RNA from Rhinichthys klamathensis goyatoka, 960 nucleotides. Its product is annotated as serine/threonine-protein kinase pim-3-like. The record is from RefSeq and is a predicted model, not a curated record. Gene Ontology annotation, biological process: protein autophosphorylation; regulation of mitotic cell cycle; negative regulation of apoptotic process. The coding region runs from base 1 to 960 and encodes 319 amino acids. The transcript is spliced from 8 exons. Lineage: Eukaryota; Metazoa; Chordata; Actinopteri; Cypriniformes; Leuciscidae. Gene Ontology annotation, molecular function: ATP binding; protein serine/threonine kinase activity. Gene Ontology annotation, cellular component: cytoplasm.
AUGGCUCAUGGGUCAGGUUGGAGGAGGAUAUCGAUGGCUCACAUUGGUGAAAGAGGAGGUAAGGCUGACAGGAAGAGGAAGAGGCAAAGCGGCAGCCAGAGGAGCCAAGAUGAUGGACGUCCGUCCACUUCAUUUAAAAGACCUGCUAAACGCUCUCGCAGAGGUAAGGCUGACAGGAAGAGGAAGAGGCAAAGCGGCUGCCAGAGGAGCCAAGAUGAUGGACGUCCAUCCACUUCGUUUAAAAGACCUGCUAAACGCUCUCGCAAAGAAGCAUAUGCGAAGGGCCCAUUGCUGGGACGAGGCGGAUUCGGCUCUGUGUAUGCUGGGAUCCGCAGGUCUGACAGACUGCCAGUUGCCAUCAAGUACGUCUCUAAAGACAGGACCCAAGAGAGGCUGAAAGUUGAAGGUCAGGGUCUGCUGCCGCUGGAGGUGGCAUUGAUGACCCGGGUCAAUUCAGCUCCUGCCUGCCCCAACGUCCUGCAGCUUGUGGAGUGGUUUGACCGUCGCAGUCGCUACAGCAUGAUCCUGGAACGGCCAGUUCCCUGCCAAGAUCUGCAGAGUUUCUGCGAGGAGAACGGCUGUGUGGAUGAGAGCUUGGCCAAGAAAGUGCUGGUUCAGCUGAUCACCGCUCUGAAACACUGCGAGAGCCGCGGAGUCCUGCACCGGGACGUCAAGCCAGAGAACCUGCUGAUUGCCACAGCGUCCCAUGACAUCAAGCUGCUGGACUUUGGUUGUGGAGACCUGCUAAAGGACUCGGCCUACACAUACUAUGCAGGUAGUCGUGAAUACGCUCCUCCUGAGUGGUUUGAUCAGCACUCCUAUCAUGCAGGACCGGCUACUGUUUGGUCAGUGGGGGUGACGCUCUACAACAUCCUGUGCUUUCCCUUCAGAGCCGCACGGAGGGUCUCCUUCAAAAGCCGACUGCUCUUCCCUAGAGAACUGUCUAUAGGCAAGAGAUAG